AUGAGUUCCCAGAAAGGCAACAUGACUCGAUCCCAUCCUCAGAAGCACCAGAACAUGUUCACCUUCAAAAAUGACAUAUUUGAUAAGAAUGUUCAGACCAAGAAAAUUAAUACAAAACUUCAUGAUGGAGUAUGUCAACACUGUAAAGAAGUUCUUGAAUGGCGUGUAAAAUAUAGCAAAUACAAACCACUGUCAAAGCCUAAGAAAUGUAUUAAAUGUUUACAAAAGACAGUAAAGGACUCUUACCACAUAAUAUGUAGACCAUGCACUUGUGAACUUGAAAUUUGUGCAAAAUGUGGAAAGAAAGAAGAGAUUGUUAUUCCAUUUAACAAGGAACCAGAAACUUCAGAAAAUACUGAAAAUGAAGGUUCUAACCAUAGAAGAAGCUGCAAACAGAAGGAAGACAGUGAUGAGGACUUAAAUGCUGAGUCUGACUCGGAUGGUGAGGAUGGGGACACUCAGGCCUGACAGCACCCAGUCAGUUGCAGAGGGAGUCAGAAAAGGCUGUUCCAAUAGGCAGAAC
Arvicanthis niloticus (Nile rat) is the source of this 523-nucleotide messenger RNA. RefSeq lists its product as uncharacterized. The record is from RefSeq and is a predicted model, not a curated record. NCBI's taxonomy places the organism in Eukaryota, Metazoa, Chordata, Mammalia, Rodentia, Muridae.